Messenger RNA from Mytilus trossulus (common blue mussel), 1386 nucleotides. RefSeq lists its product as uncharacterized. The transcript has a single exon. Lineage: Eukaryota; Metazoa; Mollusca; Bivalvia; Mytilida; Mytilidae. Bases 1 to 1386 code for a protein of 461 amino acids. The record is from RefSeq and is a predicted model, not a curated record.
AUGAAUGAAGCCUAUGACUUGGCUAUGAAGUCAAUUAAAUGUAUGAAUCUUGAAGGAAAACAGAAGUUAUCAGAAAUAGUAAGUGAGAAAUCUAAACUUAGAGCUAUCAAAUCUUCUGUAGAACUAAAAUAUGCUAAGGAGAAGAGGGUAGUUCUUAAUUGGGAUAAUCUUGUAAAAGACGAAGUGAACAAGCUGACACGAAAACUUUUAAAUGAACUUGAACAGAAACAUGAUGGACUGAUGAAGUUGGUAAAUCAUGAGGAAGAUAGAUCAGAAAAGCUUAGGCAAGAUUUAGAACUCAGAAAUAACAACAUAUGUAAAGUUGUCAGAUCAAACAAUGCCAUUCAGGUCUUUAGCACAUACAAACAAGAGAAAAUUGCAGAAGAAAUGAACGCACUUCAGAUACCGAAAAAGUUUGAAGAGUUUCCAGAAUUUUUGCCAGGCAAUAUACUUAGUUUAGAGUCUUUUUAUGGAAAGUUACAUGUACCUAAAGACAAAUUCGCUGACAGUUGCUUUGAAUUUAAAGUUACACAACAGUAUAACACUUCUUUGUCACUUGUUGAAGAUUUAAUUUGUAUUAACGAUGAAAUGAUGUGGAUAAGCUUUACUAAUGAUAAAGUCCUACAGAGGAUAUGCUUUUCUAAUGGAUCAACCCUUAUCAUGAAAGCCUAUGACGUGACUCCAUCAAGUAUCGCAUUAAUACCGUCGGGAGACUUGCUGAUUUCAUCUAUGAAAUCUAACCUUGAUAUACUUUCUCAGAGCACAGGUACCAUUACAGAGUCAAAAUACGGAGUUGCUCCUCUCCAGACCAUUGCAGUACAUGUAACCAAAUUCAAUCGGAUAAUUGUAGGAGCAAGAGAGAAAGGACCACCAUUUCCUAUCAAUGGUCCCAGACAGGUCAUUAUAUUAAAUAUGCAGGGUAGGAAAAGAAAGAAAUAUCACUUGGACAGCGAGGGAAACCCAAUUUUUUCACAGCCUCGAUCAAUAACUACUGAUGGUGACAAUAACGUUUAUGUUUUGGAUUUGCUAUCAAUAGACAAUGGGCAGGGUAGAAUAAUCGCUUUAAGCAAUAGGAUGGGACUGAAUUCGCCGAAGUGGACAUAUGAUGGGCAUCAAAUUGCAAAUAAGGAACAAUUAUUUGCACCUUUCAGUUUGGUGACUACCCCAUUAAACAAUAUCAUUGCUUCAGAUAAUAACCAUAUGCUUCAUAUACUGAACCAAAACGGAGAAUGCAUCCAUAUUCUGCACACUGAGGAGUUUGACAUCCACUGGCCAAGAUCCCUUGACAUUGAUAACAGUGGAACUCUGUACAUUGGGUGUAAAAUAAACAAUGUACUGGAUCCAUGGGGGGCUAAAAUACUUGCAGUUCAAUUCUCUGGGUUCUGA